Molecule: messenger RNA, 1903 nt
Organism: Myotis daubentonii (Daubenton's bat)
Lineage: Eukaryota; Metazoa; Chordata; Mammalia; Chiroptera; Vespertilionidae
Gene: FBXO25
Product: F-box protein 25
Biological process (GO): protein ubiquitination
Cellular component (GO): cytoplasm; nucleus; SCF ubiquitin ligase complex
Molecular function (GO): protein binding
Source: RefSeq, a predicted model, not a curated record
CCGCAGCGACUUCCGGCAAUAAACCCGGACGCGCCGCCGCGGUCAGGUGGGCUCCGCGGUGGCUGGCGCUGCAGGUGGGAGCGGGGACCCUCGGCGCGCAGGACCUGCACUUGGAACCCCCAUCCGCGUUCCGUCCUCAGUGAGGAGUUUUGUGGGGAGCACAGAGCAGUGAGAAAGGCCGGAUGAGCGAUGCCGUUUCUGGGCCAGGACUGGCGAUCUCCUGGAUGGAGCUGGGUUAAAACGGAGGACGGCUGGAAGCGCUGUGAGCCCUGGCGGCAGGACCUGGACCGAGAGAGCGCCCAGCGCAGCAUCCCGCACAGCAUAAUCCUAAAUAGUGAAGAUGACGACAUAUUUACUAAUGAGGAGCAUGGAUAUGCAUCCAAGAAAAGGAAAAAGGACCAUUUUAGAAAUGACAGCAAUACUCAAUGUUUUUUUCGUGAAAAAUGGAUCUAUGUCCACAAAGAAAGCACAAGAGAACGGCACGGCUACUGCACGCUGGGGGAGGCCUUCACCCGCCUGGACUUCUCGAGCGCCGUGCAGGACGUGCGCAGGUUCAGCUACGUGGUCAGACUAUUGCAGCUAAUUGCAAAAUCCCAGUUAACCUCACUGAGUGGUGUGGCACAAAAGAAUUACUUCAACAUUUUGGAUAAAAUCGUUCACAAGGUGCUCGACGACCACCAGAACCCUCGGCUGAUCAAAGACCUGCUCCAAGACCUGAGCUCCACCCUCUGCAUCCUGAUCCGAGGCGUGGGCAAGUCCGUGCUGGUGGGGAACAUCAACAUCUGGGUCUGCCGCUUGGAGACGAUUCUCGCCUGGCAGCAGCAGCUGCAGAACCUGCAGAUGACGCAGGAGAACCACGGCCUCACGCUCAGUGACCUGCCCUUGCACAUGCUGAACAACAUCCUGUACCGGCUGUCCGACGGCUGGGACAUCGUGACGCUGGGCCAGGUGAGCCCCACGCUGCGCACGCUCAGCGAGGAUCGGCGGCUCUGGAAGAAGCUGUGUCAGUACCACUUCGCCGAGAAGCAGUUCUGCAGACACCUGAUCCUCUCGGAGAAGGGCCACGUGGAGUGGAAGCUGAUGUACUUUGCGCUGCAGAAGUGCUACCCGACGCGGGAGCAGUACGGGGACACGCUGCUCUUCUGCCGGCACUGCAGCACCCUCUUCUGGAAGGACUGCCGCCUCGCUUUGCUGUUCCAGGACUCGGGACACCCCUGCACGGCCACUGACCCCGACAGCUGCUUCACGCCCGUGUCCCCACAGCACUUCAUCGACCUCUUCAAGUUCUGAGGCCCUUCCCCACGACGUGUCAGCCCCCGAGCCCAGCAUCCGCUGGCCGCUUCCUGCUCCGGCGGGGACGCCGCGCUGUGUGUUCACCUUUGAAGGGUCAGGGAACCCAGUGAAGUCAUUUCCGCCUCCUUCUCUAAGAACUUAUUUUCUUCUGAGCAUUGGAAAAUUCGCAACUUUGCCUCCUAACAAAUACGGUUCCAAAGGGCCCUGGGUUUUGAGCGCCACACGCUGUGCUGAGCUGACACCAAUCAGUGACACGCUUGGUGGUCACUUGUCUCCAGGUUUUUUGGGGGGGGUGGGGGGGACCAGCAUUCCGUGUAAAUACCUUGUGCAGAAUAUUUAUUUUUCUUAAGAUGUAUUUUAACCACACUGGUUGUGACCAAAUGACCAAGGGGAAUAUUUGUGUGUCCGUCCUGGUGUUUGGCGAUUGAGUUGUGAAUUGUGCAAAGUGUCUGUGACCAGCAGAGGUGUGAGUGGCGUGGCCGCACACCGUGCUGCCCUCGGACAGACGCCGGCGCCCUGGAGGGACGGGAGACAUGACGAGCGGCAAUGGGGCAGCCUCACGUCUCUGUGUGGAAACUGCUUUACAGACAAUAAACCAUGUUUACUGACA